Messenger RNA from Oryza sativa Japonica Group (Japanese rice), 2713 nucleotides. Its product is annotated as L-type lectin-domain containing receptor kinase SIT2-like. Gene Ontology annotation, cellular component: plasma membrane. The record is from RefSeq and is a predicted model, not a curated record. Gene Ontology annotation, molecular function: transmembrane receptor protein serine/threonine kinase activity; ATP binding; carbohydrate binding. Gene Ontology annotation, biological process: defense response to bacterium; protein phosphorylation; defense response to oomycetes. Lineage: Eukaryota; Viridiplantae; Streptophyta; Magnoliopsida; Poales; Poaceae.
UUUUGACCUCAAAUUAAUCAUCUGAACAGCAUGAAGGCCCGUUGCAGGAAUAAUCCUAUUUAUUCUCUCACCUACUCACCCACCCAGGCCACACGCCGUAAACACUGAAACACACCAAUUCUUCAGAGUUUUUUCGCUCUGAACUUUCUUCAGCAAACAGGCCUGCAUAAGAUAGCUAGCUAGCUACUACUACAUAUACACUAUAUGGUUUUUGGCUGAUCGAUUUGCUAUCAUCCUAACUGGGGUUACAUUACAUAAACAUGGACAGCUUUUGUCUAAUGUUUUCCAGUAGAUUGGUCUCUAGUGUUCUCUUCAUGAUGAUUCCUCUUACCAUGGCGGUCGACAAAUUGGUGUUCAACGGAUUCAGCAACAGCAGUUUGGUGCUUGAUGGUUCAGCUGCCGUCUUACCAAAUGGAAUCCUCAAGCUGGCCAAUGGAUCAUCAUAUGCAUACACAAAAGGCCAUGCUUUCUUCCCUUCUCCCAUCCAAUCGCGCAACUCCACAGAUGGCUCCAUCUUCUCCUUCUCGGCAACCUUUAUCUUCGCUAUGCUUCACACGCUUCCUUUGGAGGAGGGCGAUGGGAUUGCCUUCUUCCUAGCUGCACACACCAACUUCACCGGAACAGGUAUUUCUGGCGACUUUGGUCUUCCUGCUGAAGAUGACAAUGGCAAAUCGUUGGACCAUAUCCUGUCCAUAGAGCUAGAUACCUUACACAAUGAAAGAUUUGGGGACAUCGAUGACAACCAUGUUGGCAUCAACAUCAACAGCUUGAACUCCUCCCAGUCCUCUCCAGCCGGCUACUACACAGAUGAACCCUACUCUAUUUUGCACCCGCUGCGGCUCAAGAGUGGUGAGGAGAUGCAAGUAUGGAUAGAUUACGACCACCGGCGCAUGCAGCUCAAUGUCACCUUAGCUCCAGUCCCCAUGGCCAAGCCCAAGCGCCCUCUCUUAUCUGCAACUCAUAAUCUCUCAAAACUGUUGUUGGACCACAUGUAUGUUGGCUUCUCUUCAUCGUCGUCAGCGGCCUUGUAUAUUAGUGGUCAUGCUCAUGGUCAUUUUAUUGCCGGCUUCUGCUUCAGGCUAGAUGGAAAACCUGCAUCACUGCAAUACUCCAAGCUACCCAAGAUAAACACAUCUGAUCUACCUGAUCAUGUCACCUAUGGUACUGGAAGGGGGAGCUCGAUUUAUUGGCCAGAUUUUUUGACACUUCCAUUGAUAUAUGCCUCAGCUCUUGGUGGUGCAAUAUCGAUGCCUGUUAUCCUCUACCUAAUUGUGAGAAGAUGUCGCAGGUACCAGGAGUUACAUGAAGAUUGGGAGGUCGAGUUUGGCCCGCAUAGGUUCUCAUUCAAGGAGUUGUUCAAAGCUACCAAUGGCUUUGUUGACAAGCAGUUGCUCGGAGUAGGAGGGUUCGGGAAGGUGUACAAAGGAGUGCUUCCAUCAUCCAAAUUGGAGGUUGGUGUCAAGGUGAUGUCCCAUGAUUCAAAACAAGGGAUGAAGGAGUUCGUCGCGGAGGUUGUAAGCAUGGGCCGACUUCGACAUCGGAACCUAGUACAGUUACUUGGAUAUUGCCGUCGCAAGGGUGAACUUCUACUAGUAUAUGAGUACAUGCCAAAUGGCAGUCUUGAUAAGUACUUGUAUGACCAGGAUAAACCCUCGCCGAAUUGGAUUCAAAGGUUUGAGAUCAUCAAGGGUGUUGCAUCAGGUCUUCUCUACCUACACGAAGAAUGGGAGCAGGUCGUCAUCCACCGUGAUAUCAAGGCAAGCAACGUCCUCCUCGACAGUGAGAUGAAUGGUCGACUAGGCGAUUUUGGCCUAGCACGAUUACACGACCAUGGAGUUGAUGCACACACGACAUGUGUGGCAGGGACCAGAGGCUACAUCUCCCCUGAACUAGCGAGGCUGGGCAAGGCGACCAAGGCAACCGACGUGUUCGCGUUCGGUGCAUUCAUCCUCGAGGUCGCCUGUGGCCGUCGCCCGAUAGGCAUGAACUCAUCAGGAGAAUUGCAAGUGUUGGUGGACUUCGUGCUCAGAUUCUGGCAGCGAGAUCUGAUCCUGUGCAUGUUGGAUACCAGGUUGGGAGGAGAGUUUGUGACGGAGGAGGCAGAGCUAGUGCUCAAGCUUGGGCUUCUCUGCUCGCACCCGUCGCCAGCUUCAAGGCCAAGCAUGAGGCUUGUGAUGCAAUAUUUGUGCGGCGAUGUGCUGUUACCGGCGAUGCCGGAGAGUUACCGGAGCAUCCGGAGUUUCAGUGAGAUGCAGGUUGAAGGUGAUCAGCUUGAUGAGAAUCCCUUAUUAAGACAGUAUCUGUCGGUGCAAACGAGUAUAACCGGUCUCUCUGGUGGGAGAUGAUACUGUCAAGUGUCAACAACUAGAGUUUAAUUAGCCGAUACCAAGGAGAAGAGAAAUCUUGAUAUGGAUUAAAUUAAGAAGAGAUUUAGGUAAUUUGAGCCAGAGCAGACCCGAACAGAGGUUUUUAGUUCAGUGAACACACGGGAAGAUCGGCCUCGAUAUAUAUAUUUUGUGAUUUUAUUAUUUUGCGGUUUCAUUUAGACUUAAAGAUACGCUUUAUUUGUGCGUGUAACUACUUUUAUACCGAGCAGGACACAAUAUGCUAGCCAGUCCGAAUUCCAUCGAAACAGGAAUGGAAGCUACGGCUGUGUUUAGUUCCACGUCAAAAUUGGAAGUUUGAAGAAAUUGGAAUGAUGUGACGGAAAAGU